Aspergillus campestris IBT 28561 is the source of this 1054-nucleotide messenger RNA. It is a transcript of the gene rsm25, whose product is annotated as mitochondrial 37S ribosomal protein mS23. The transcript is spliced from 2 exons. The coding region runs from base 148 to 936 and encodes 262 amino acids. Gene Ontology annotation, cellular component: mitochondrial small ribosomal subunit. The record is from RefSeq and is a predicted model, not a curated record. Lineage: Eukaryota; Fungi; Ascomycota; Eurotiomycetes; Eurotiales; Aspergillaceae. Gene Ontology annotation, molecular function: structural constituent of ribosome.
UUUUUUUUUUUUUUUCUAUUGAUUUUCUCUUCCAUUUUGACCUAGUCUUCAAUCGGCAUCACCUCCCCCCGUUCGAUCUCACCGCGACCGCAGUUAUCUCCCCGUCUGUCGGCCACGCCUUUGGGCCCGCCAUCUCCCCCGACCACCAUGGGUAAAUACAAUCUCACGGCUCUUCGAGUCGGCCGAUCGGCUGUGCAGCAGCAUGUAGCCGGCAAGAUAAACAAAGCUCCCAUCUGGGUGAACACGAUCGCCGAGAUUCCCCCGGCACAGGCUCUGGUGCGGAACCAACCCCAGGAGCAUCAACUCGUCCGACAGCGCGUCAAGACACUUCCGGGGUCGAAGAAGCCGCAGGUCGUCUUUGAGGUCCAAGAGAAGCGCAGGAAGACGAAGAAGCCUAGCCGCAUUUUCCAACCCGCCGCGAUCAGGUACGAGGAGGAUCAGUUGCGCAAGGAGUUCUUCCGCGAUCAUCCUUGGGAAUUAGCCCGACCUCGCAUCCUGGUCGAGACGACCGGUAACGAUCACUCACAUUACGACUGGAGCCGGCUCCAGCAGCCGGGGAAGAAACUGGACGGUGAGAGCGUCGUCCAGCGACAACUCUGGCUCCUGAACAACGUGCCCAACCUCAGCAAGAGCGCCGCCUACGAUAAGGCGCGUCGGGAGUUUUACCGACUGCGACUCCAGGAGGACAUUGAACGACGAGUAGCCGCCGAAGAAGCCCAAGCUACGGGUGCGACCUUCGGACCUUCGAUUCUGGAGAUCGGUAUGGACCUCGAGAACGCACAUUACAAUCGCUGGAAGGAAUGGGCCACCUCUGCCGCCCAGAUGGCCGGUAGUAAAGGAACUGGGGUGAGCGAUGCUCCUGACGCGCAGGGCCCGGAAGAACUGCUCACAGCGGAUGCACCUGUUGUGGAAGAGGGGAUGACUCCGGCGGCCUGAACUGUGAGAGAGAAUGCUGGUCUCUAACUCGGGUGGGGUCAUAGUGAUGCUUCGGUUUCUGUAAAAUCUGCGAUGGCUUAUGUAUAUUACUACAUCUUGAAUAUGAUGUUUUUCCAAU